Molecule: messenger RNA, 1002 nt
Organism: Sabethes cyaneus
Lineage: Eukaryota; Metazoa; Arthropoda; Insecta; Diptera; Culicidae
Product: carbonic anhydrase 13-like
Exons: 1
Coding region: 1-1002 (333 amino acids)
Cellular component (GO): cytoplasm
Molecular function (GO): carbonate dehydratase activity; zinc ion binding
Source: RefSeq, a predicted model, not a curated record
AUGAAUCAAAUUCCUCUACCGACUGACACAGCUGAUGAGGCAUUGGAAGAAACGAAUUCUAGCUUCAGCGAAGACCCAUCCAAAAUCGUCGUGGCACUAGCCGAGGACGAAGCCACCCUCCCAGCUCCGAUUGACAUCAAUAUCAACCGUAGCCAGCAGAUCGAGCUUCCACCGGUAAGCUGGCAAAACUAUGACCAGCUACCGACAAAAAUCAAACUGACAAACACCGGAGAAACUGUCAUCCUUAGUGCCAAAUGGGAAGAUGGGGUAUAUCCUGGCCUCAAGUGCGGUUAUCUGGACGGUCGAUAUGUGUUCUCCCAACUGCACUUCCACUGGGGCAAUUCGGCUGUAGAAGGCAGCGAACACACUAUCGACGGAACGCCACUUCCACUGGAAAUGCACGUCGUUCAUUUCAAUGACCAAUACGAUACGCUCGAGGAUGCUCUCAAGCACAUCGGCGGAGUGCUUUGUUUAGUAUAUUUCUUCAGCUUGAAGUCCACUCCUAACAAGUUCUUAGAACCGGUCAUCACCAACCUAAAGGAAAUCAUCUUCCCGGACAGUGUCAUCAAAUUGACACCCUUUCCGAUUGUCAACUUGUUUCAUGCUUUCACUGACGAUUACUUUCUCUACUGGGGAUCGACGAAAGCACAAUCCAAAAGCCACCCGAUGCUGUGGUUGCUUUCUCGUACACAGGAAUGCAUCGAUUUUCACCAGCUAGCCCAGUUCCGGCAACUGCUGGAUCAACGAAUGCGCAUAAUUGCUCGAGAACCACCGCAAGUCGCCGACGGAAAGGAUCGGCACCUUUUUCACGUGAAUCCCCGGACACCGUGCAGCAAUUGGACGCUUUCUCCGCUGCCCCAUCCAAGAUAUCGGGAUAAUCGCUGGUUGGUGGAUCGAAUGGAUAUCGAUAUCGGAGCUCCCGGUGGCUGUCAGCAGUUUAUUGAAGCGUUGAGACGGGAAAUGAGCAAUAGGCGAGAAAGCAGUAGCAGCAGUGAAAAUUAG